Molecule: messenger RNA, 1497 nt
Organism: Huiozyma naganishii CBS 8797
Lineage: Eukaryota; Fungi; Ascomycota; Saccharomycetes; Saccharomycetales; Saccharomycetaceae
Gene: HST3
Product: NAD-dependent histone deacetylase HST3
Exons: 1
Coding region: 1-1497 (498 amino acids)
Molecular function (GO): NAD+ binding
Source: RefSeq, a predicted model, not a curated record
AUGACAACGUCUAUACAACUCCUCACAGGAGAUCAAAGGUCUUCGUCCUUUGACGAGACGGAUCUAACGAUAAACCAAGUCAGGAGGGUUACAGUCGAAAAUGGUAGAAUUCCCUGCAAACUGGUCCGUGCCCAAUCUGUCGUUGGUGCUAAACCGCGAAGGAAAAGGGAGGAUUUUAUUACAGAAAAGCUGAUUCACAUUUCAGAAUUGGAUGAGGAUAAUGUGCUGUUGCAGAAUAUUAAUAAAUCGUUGAGCAGAUCGAAGAGAAUUAUUGUUCUGACGGGCGCCGGUAUCUCGUGUAAUGCCGGUAUCCCAGAUUUUCGUUCUGCAAACGGGCUAUACAAGCAGGUGAAAUCGGAGUACCCGAAGAUCAACAUUAGUUCAGGCCAAGAGAUGUUUGAUAUUUCGCUGUUUAGAGACGAGAUGAAGAUCUCUGUCUGGGCUACUUUCAUGGAAAAGCUGUACAGCAGUGUCCAGACAGCGAGACCAACCAAGACACACAGAUUUAUUGCACACUUAAAAAACAGAAAUAAAAUGCUGCGUUGCUAUACGCAAAAUAUUGAUGGUUUAGAGAACAACCUGGGUCUCGAAUUGUCGAGUAAGGGACAAACCAAGACUUACCUCAAUGAGCUAGAGACCAAUAGCUUGCACAAUAUACAUCAACAGCUACAAGAAAAAGAGCAGGAAAAGAAAGAGGGCUUCAAUGCCACUUGGAAGAAUUUUGACGUCGUUCAACUGCAUGGUGAUCUGAACACUUUAAACUGUACCAAAUGUUUUCACAUUGUGCAAUGGAGUAGGUCAUAUGCAAGGUCUUUCCGCAGGGGAGAACUUCCCUCUUGCCCAAAUUGUGCUGAAAUCAAUAUGAAGAGGUCGCAACAGGGCAAAAGGGUAGUUGAUACGGUUGGACUUCUGAGGCCGAAUAUAGUCCUGUACGGUGAGAACCACCCUUCUGGUGAAAUAAUAUCUCAAGGCCUGAAUUUUGAUAUCUGCAAGGGGAAGCCCGACUUCUUUAUUAUCAUGGGUACUAGUUUGAAAGUUGAUGGUGUUAAAAAACUUGUAAAACAGAUCAGCAAACAGGUCCAUGAAAAGGGCGGACUUGUGGUACUUGUCAACAAAACUAGCAUCGGUGAUUCUUCGUGGCAUGGCAUUAUCGACUAUCAAAUCUGGGAAGACUGCGACAGCUGGGUUGAUUUCCUGGAAGACGAAAUCCCUGAUUUUUUCAAAGCACAAAGACAAGUUGAAAGACAAAGGCAGCUGAAAAGAGAGGCCAGCGAAUUGAGAAAGAGUAAAGCCGAAGAAACCAAAAGAACUAAAGAGUCGGAAAGCUUCAACACACCUCCCACGACCCCAGUAAGAGAAGAACUUAUGUUAGAAGAAAAAGACGGUGGUGAAAAGGAUAUGAAGGGGGGCGUUCUGAAUGACAUUAAACGAAAACUAAUAGCUACGGGAGAUGACUUUCGUGAGUGCAAAAGGGCAAAAAAUAUUUCAACUCUCUAA